Molecule: messenger RNA, 6171 nt
Organism: Amoebophrya sp. A120
Lineage: Eukaryota; Dinophyceae; Syndiniales; Amoebophryaceae
Source: the annotation of a GenBank genome assembly
AGGACCUCAUUGAAGUAGAACAAGAAGCCACGACCUACUUGUUAGCGGAAGUUCUCUUUUCUGUUUUCCCUGUAGUUUUUUGCUGAAAAUAAAAUGCUGAUCUUGAGGACGAUGAUAGAUGACGAUCGGAUCAAUCUUCCCGAAAGAGAAACAAAGAUCCGAUUUUUUCUUACCGAUAUCACACUAAUAUAAUACAGCACGACGGACAGGCCGGUUCUGUAGCUGUACUACCAACAAGUCAGUAUAGUUUAUUAUCAUCUAGUACUUCGGUGUCUGUGGUAAGGCGGUUAUCUGUUUAAUAUCUGUGGUCACAUGGUAGGACUCACGACCAAGCACUAGGUAGGGACGGGUCAUGCAACUAUCGCCCGUAGUUUCGUCGAAACAUUUUCCAGCACACAACACCAAUUCCCGACUAGUAAAAAGAAGACCAAAAAAAUAGAUCAUGUUUCGCUCCAGGCCGGACACGGCACAAGCUGCCGCGAAGACGCAGCAAGAGGCCAAGUCCCACGCGAGCUGGAAUGCCGCGAGAGAGGACACGGCGGUCCCCCGCAGCGUGCGGAAGACCCUGAACGGGCGGGCACAGGAGGCGGCCUUUCGGAAGCAGAUGCAAAAAGCGGUGAAAUCGGAGCGGAAGGCGGGCGGGUUCGUCCGCGGCCAAGUGUUAGAUGCGGAAGACGUCGCGGAGAUGGCCGGACUUGCGGGGAACGAAACGGAUGAGAGUGAUGAAAGUGACCACGAUAAAAAUUCGGAAGCAGACGACAGUUCUUCUUCUGAAGGUUCUUGCAGCGACAAUGACAUCAAGGAGAAAAUAAACCAAAAACCUCAAGGUCGUGGUGCGAAAAAGCAGGACGCGCUGUUCUUCGUGCCCUUCAAGCCAGUGGAUUUAGGGGAGGACGAAGAUUUGUUUCCCGCAAAGCGGAAGAAGAUUGAGCAGAAACUCGUGCAGCAGCUGAAAAACUGGGCUGUGGACUUGAACUUGGACCAUGCGAAAGCGGUCCGCACGAUGUACGCGGCCUGGCAUCCGGAUAAACAGAUUGGGAAGGUAAACAGAGUAAUAGAAUGAUCAUUUUUAGUGUGCCUGCUGCGAUAAUGAGGAAAUAUGAUUCGUCUUCCAGUUUAGACGAGCAAGCGAAUGUUUUUCGUAGAUGAGACGCUUCAACACAAAUGAAGUGAAGAAAGGAGGAACUGUUGAAAUAGUACAAUUCUAUCCUCACUACUCACACUCACCACCCUAACACAGCCCUACCACGCUGUCUGCGGGGAGAUUUUUCAGACCCUGCAGGCGGAGGUCCGGCGGCUGCAGCAGGAACGCGAGCGCCGGUUUGCCAAGUUUGAGGAGCUGAAAAAACUUCGCGAGGAGAAAAAAUCCGAGAAACACGCCGAGAAGCAGGCGCGGAGGGAAAAACACGAGGAACGGGAAAUCUUGGCGAAAAUGAACGACAAUAAACAGAGUCCAAGUUGUUCCAAGAUUCCAUCCCAGGGCGUGCGAUUCUCCGAUCAGCCUCCCGUGGAGCACGAGUUUUAUUGCCCCGCCAAAGACAGCGGUGCACUGCAUGACGAAAACGAAGGCACUAGCGACGGGGACGACUCUGACUCUGAUUCCGACUGUCCCGACCUCGUGUCCGUCCCAGCUCGACCGUCGCUCCGGCCGAAAGCGCGAUCGCACUUUUCGUUGACAUCGGUUUCUACUGACAGGGCAGUCCUUAUGGAUGUGUCAGAGUUGAAAUCAACAAAGUUGAAAUAAUUUGUCAUGCAUAAAAUGGAUGCCAAUUGGAACCCAGUUUCCAAGUGGCGCAAGACAAAUUUCGGCGGUCCCUAAAUCCAGUUUGUCAUGCUGGUUAGGCAAAGAAGAGCGAUUUUCUCAUGCUACUUUAGCAGCUCGAGCUGUAGCCCCAAACAGGCUUACAAUCUGCCUCACUUGCCUGCUCUGCAACACACGUGCCGCGGGUCGUGCAUUUUACGCAUUGCAAAUCAUUUCAACUUUGACGAUUUCAAACCUGACGCUUCCAUAGUCCUGUUUGGCGGUGAGAGCGCGAAUGGGGAGGACGAUAAGCUGUUUUUCCACAAAGACACCUUUCACCUGGUCCAAGAAGGAGAUGAGGGUGCGAUGAAUUCGAAUACAAAUCCCGCUGUAUUCCGCGAUGCUCUGGUAGACAACGACAAUGCAACGGCAAACACCCCCUCCUCCGACGACACCACCGGUCCUUGUGCCCGGUCGGCGCACCAGGCGGUCCGACUCGGGGGGAAUUGUUCCCAGGAUGUGUUCCUCUUCGGCGGCGAGUGGGCGUCGGCUGACGGCAGGCGCUUCCGCCAAUUUGACGACAGCUGGGUCUUUUCCGCGGAAGCAAAAGCGUGGUGUCGGGUGCUGAACGCGGAUUCAAAAACGUCAUCUAGCUCUACUUCGUCGGACAACAGCACCCCGGCACCCCGGUCGGGGCACCGGAUGGUGUUUUUGGACAACAAAGUCUACUUGUUCGGUGGCUUCACGGAGCAGAAAAACGGCAACGUGAAGUACUUGUCGGACUUCUACGGCGGGGAAGUGACGAAAAUAGAUGCGCCGGUUGAGGACGAAAAGAAGGCGGCUGAUGGUGGUAAAAAUUCUGCGAAGGGGACAAAAGCGUCGAAAAAUAACUCCUCAUCCUCGGCAAGUCAAGUGCAACACCUUCCCACAUACACCAUCAAGUGGGUGCGUGACAAGCGCAUGAAGAUCAACAAGCCGUCCGCUCGCUAUCAAAUGCAAAAAUGUCUGGGUCUGGAAGAGUGCCAGGCUUGUUAUGCAUAUUCUGCACCAACCAUGACGCCUGUAUUGCAUGACCUAGCAUCACAGAUUUUUAGAGGGCUUCCUGAUGCCUGUUCCGCAUCCGAAAUGCUCUCUCCACGCAACACAAACUGGACGCCUCUUACUGGUCCUGCAGUACAGAUUUUUUUAGAGUCCAAAGACAGCAUUACAAGUUGGCUCCUUCCAGACCCAGACAUAUUUGCAUUUGAUACCCGCGCCGGGUUCACCAUGUGGGCGAGAACGGAGGAAAAAUCGAAGAAAAAGGAAAUCUACAUCUUCGGGGGCUCCCAGACCGGGGCGAAGGGGGAUUUGAAAAAACUUUACGACUUGUGGUGCUUUGACGUGGACACACUGGAGUGGCGGGAGAUUCUAUGACAGUGCACGACUCCCCCUCCCCCUCAUUUGUCAUGCAAAAUACCCAGUCAACCCUUUAUCUCUUGGCACUGUUUGCAUCACAAGUUCUGGUAGCCCAAAUAGCACGACAAUCCAGUGGACGUUUGUCAUGCAAGGCCGGCACGUCUCGCUGAUGCUUGUGUUGCCGUUCAUGCUAUACAAAUGAGGGGGAGGGGGAGUUGUGCACUGUCAUAGAUUCCGGUGGGGGAACAGAAAAAUUUCGAGCAGGCGUUCUCCGUCACCAGGGAGCUGUUUGACAGUGCGACAGGAGGAAAGAAGGGAACAGGUAGUGGUCCUGCGGGCGAGGGAGCGAUGUCGAAAAGUGCGAAGAAACGGGCCAAGAAAAAGCAAAAAGCGGCGGGCGCUGCGGAAGGAUGCAAUGCUGAGGAGCAAGACGAGGGAGCUGGUGCAGGCGAGGAAGAGAAUACGAAAGAACCAACAACCGAGAUCAACAAAUCUGCCAAAGAUGAUCAACCUCCCCUAGUCGAAAUCGAGAGGAAGUUCAUUCCCCGGUCCGGUCUCUCUUGUUGCAAGUUGGACGAAGAUCGGGUCCUUUUUUUCGGCGGGGUCAGCGACAUUUUGCAGGACCAGGUGACGAAGUCCGGGCUGGCGGUCUUUCACAAUGACGUGCUACUUUUGAAUUUGAGAGAUUUCUCCUGGACGGUUGUCUGGUCGCCCUACCAUCUGGUGUUGGAACAAAUGCGGAAAAAUGAUAUGCACUCAUCUAGUACUUCGGAUGCUGGUGUUCAACAUCAGACCGAAUCUACUUCCGCAAAUUCUGCCAGAAAAAUGAUUCCACAGCAGCUGGCUUUGGCGUUACGUUCGGAGCAGAAGAUCACGGAUGAUUCUGGCGGCGUGGACUUGGCAAAGCUGCUGUUCGGUGGCAAUAAUCUUCCCGGGAAGACGGUGAAUGCAGAGGACCACGAGGAGCGUGACGGGGAUAACGAAAAAAAUGCAAAAAGCCCUCUUCUUUUCCCCCGCGGCCGCAUGGGCUCGCAGAUUGUGGUGUUGAACAACACUCUCUACAUCUUCGGGGGCACCUACGAGACCGGUCCGCGCCGGGAGUGCGCGCUGGAUGAUUUGUGGGCCUUGCCCUUGGAAGGAGCGGGUGUCCUCUCCUGUGGGAUAGAAACUUCUGAUGCGGCAGCCAGUACAACGGCGAGUUCUGAUCAUGCCACCCGCGAGGAAUUAUUGGGGGCUAGCAUCACAAAUAACAGCAAAAGUCUUUCCUGGUCACGGGUUCUGCGCUUCUCGCGGGAGCAGGAGGAGGAUGAAUUGGAUGAGAUCGAGCAGACCAUGGAACAGGAAACUGCGGAAAAUACGCUGCUGAAUAGCAAAACCAUUAACAAACUGAUGUCGAAAAAAAAGAAAAAGAUCGCAGCGAUGAACAAGCAAGCGAGUACGACAACGACAAGCGACCCCGUUUCUACUUCCGCGGACAGGACACCGGCGAGUGGUGCUUUCGUUUCCACAGCCGAUGGGAUAGUUUUGACCGGUAAGAACUCGUCAUCCGCUGAUCAUGGUACAGUCGUGACUGCUCUACCCUGUGAUCCUACUUCCCUCACGACACCCCCCACUACCCCGGCGUACGGUACGACAAAUGGCACUACAACCCCCCUCGAGGAACCGACUACGACGGAGAAAAAGCCAAAUCGGAUUGUCAAGCCCACCCCGGUACCAAAUGCAAAAAUGUUUGUGUCUGGAAACUUGUGAUGCUGCGUUGGGAACAGGGAAUGCUCUGUAAUGCCCACCCAAGCAUGAGAAAUAUCGGCGCUUCUUUGUGUUGCGUUUUUCGCAUGACAAACUGCGUUUUUGCAUGACAGGCGAAAGGAUCUCUUGUAGGACACGCAUCGCAAACUUUUUGGUCAUCCUAGACAAGCAUGACAAACCUCGCAGUCUUCCAGACCCAGACAUUUUUGCAUUUGAUACCCGGCCACCGUGCGGGAGGCGCAGGAGGAGGCGGAGCACUGCACGGUUGUAUCUUUGAAGGAGGUAUGCAUUGCAAAUAUGUCUGGGUCUGGGAGAUUUGGGGAGUUUAUCAUGCAGAUUGUACAUGGCUCCCGAUGCCUGUGAUGCAUGCUCUAGCGUCACAGCUUUUGCAAAGGUUUUCUCAUGCCUAAACUGCAUGAGAAAUGUCCACUCCGGGUGGCAACAAUCUGAGUGUCUUUUGCCUCUCUUGCAAUACAGAUUUUUUGUGUGGUCGACAGCUAGCAUCACAAAUCCCAUUCUUUCCAGACCCAGACAUAUUUGCAUUUGAUAGGAGGUCACGGACCCGUCGCAACUGUCGAAAAAGGAAAAGGUGAAGUGGGAGAAGAAGCAGCGACAAGAGGUUAUUGCAGUGAAAAGUGCCCCCCACCCCUCAAAUUGCAAAAAUUUGUGAUGCGAAGUUUCCAAAUGAAAACUUUUUGUCAUGCAUGAAAGGAGUAUGAAUCUUUCUGAUGCAGAGUCUAGGCGUGUAUCGCAUCGCUUGCAUGACAAACGCCGCUCUUGCUGGGGUCUUUUGCAAUACAAAUUUUCGCUAUUCACGAUUGGAAACCUGUGAUGCUGAUAGGUGCAAGAGGGCGAAUGUUUCAUUUGGAAAGGUUUGCAAUACAAAUGCUUUCAAGUUCGGAGGUGGGGGCAUUUUUCAUUCUGAUAGAGGUGAAAAUGGUGAAGCAGAUGGAGAAGGAAGCGAAGAAAAAUUUGAAAAAACAAGCGAAACUGGAGAAGCAGAAGAGCGGCGGCGGGAAGAAGGGGGAAGCGGCGGAGGAAGACGACGAGGAGUGAGAUGUUGAUCUUCGGGGAUUGGGAUUGCCAGAAGAAGUACUGCUGCGCAGAUGAACUUCUUUGGGCAGUGACAAGGAUAAAAAAAAGUGUUGCUUGUGGAAUUCUGUCUACAUUAUCUCUCCUCUGAGUACGCGACUUUGAGCUGUAUCAACUGAAUUGUAAUUGACGCAUGGCACGCAUCUAUUCUUGGUUCUAUUAAAAAACGCAAGCGGAAGAUUUAAUUUCAUGUUCGG